AUGCUUCGCCUCUUCUCUCGCAGCCACGAGAAAUGCGAUGGUAUCUCCAACGCCGAUGUGCACACCACCAUAGGCUACGACUUCGCCAAGGUGUCUUCCAUGGCGACUCCCUCCACGAACCGUUCGCUCUCCAUCAGAUCGAAUCACCGCCGUAAUGGCUCGCAAAACGCCUCUACAAAGCGCACCGGAUUUUCCUUCAACUCUCUCCGCGGCAACGUCCAGCCCGAGCUCUCGCGCAAGCUUUACCGCAUCAUCAAGAGCGAGAACAACCUCAUCACAGCCCACGAGACGGCCGGUCGCGAGCGCAUCUCCAUCGCCACCCAGUUGUCCGAGUGGGGCGAGCAAACCAACGACGCCGCCGUAUCUGACGUCUCGGACAAGGUCGGUGUAAUCCUGAGCGAGCUCGGCGAGCAAGAGGAUCAGUAUGCACACUCCCUCGACGAUGCUCGCGGUGUGCUGAAACACAUCCGCAAUACGGAGAAGAGCGUGCAGCCCAGCCGCGACGGCAAGGACAAGAUUGCCGACGAAAUUGCCAGGUUGAAGAUGAAGGAACCCCAGAGUGCCAGGCUUGUUGUGCUCGAGCAGGAGCUUGUUCGGGCCGAGGCGGAGAACCUGGUGGCCGAAGCCCAGCUGACGAAUAUCACUCGACAGAAGCUCAAGGAGGCUUACGAGGCCGAGUUUGCUGCUACCAUCGAGCGGGCCGAAAAGCAGAUUAUCCUGGCCAAACAUGGCCGACGACUCCUGCAACUCCUCGAUGACUCUCCCGUCGUCCCAGGCGAUAUGCGUCCGGCUUAUCACCAUGCCCAACAGGCCCGGCAGAUUCUCAACGACGCCGAGGACGACCUGCGCGACUGGCGCCCAGAACAGGAUGACUACAUCGUUGACACAUCCGACUCUGUUUCUAACACUAAGGGAAAGCAGAAUCUGGUACGCGACGACGACGCUGACAUCGUUGCGGGUUCAGUGCCUGGGAACAGGACGGUUCAGGAGAAUGACGAUGUUAGCAUUGUAAGCAACGGAACGAGACAGAGCGAGGCGAUGGCGACUCAUUAG
Messenger RNA from Colletotrichum higginsianum IMI 349063, 1053 nucleotides. RefSeq names its product Sphingolipid long chain base-responsive protein LSP1. Bases 1 to 1053 code for a protein of 350 amino acids. The transcript is spliced from 3 exons. The record is from RefSeq and is a predicted model, not a curated record. Gene Ontology annotation, biological process: negative regulation of protein kinase activity; eisosome assembly; endocytosis. Gene Ontology annotation, cellular component: plasma membrane; eisosome filament. Lineage: Eukaryota; Fungi; Ascomycota; Sordariomycetes; Glomerellales; Glomerellaceae. Gene Ontology annotation, molecular function: lipid binding.